Rotaria sp. Silwood1 is the source of this 446-nucleotide messenger RNA. NCBI's taxonomy places the organism in Eukaryota, Metazoa, Rotifera, Eurotatoria, Philodinida, Philodinidae. The record is from the annotation of a GenBank genome assembly.
AUGAUACGUUUAACAAUUCGUGAUAAUGAUAAACAACGUUAUGAAGUAUCUGUACCUAUUCAUUGGUAACCAUCUUUAGCACCAUCAUCAGUUAAAGUUAAAAUAAAAUUUGAAAUGACAAAAACACCAUCUUGACAAUCUGGUUUUUGUGUUCGACAUACAGAUACUUAAUCAAUUAUAUUUGAUACAUCAUGUGUUGCUGAACGUUCUAUUUAUGAUGAUAAAUAUCAGAGAUGGACAAAGUCGCACCGCGCCUCUCCGCGCUUCCCCACGCUGUUGCUCACGCCUACGCUACACUAGUCUGAGCUUCGAUGAGCGCAUGCUUAGAGCAUCUCGGUAUUCGGUGGAGUUUGAGAAACUGAUUGGUACAGCAAAGAGAAAGAGAGAUGUGCGUAGCGCCUACACUCUAAAAAAAAAGCGUUUUCUCAGAAACCGAAACCCCUUCG